Molecule: messenger RNA, 3123 nt
Organism: Telopea speciosissima
Lineage: Eukaryota; Viridiplantae; Streptophyta; Magnoliopsida; Proteales; Proteaceae
Product: receptor-like protein kinase 7
Exons: 2
Coding region: 64-3123 (1019 amino acids)
Biological process (GO): protein phosphorylation
Cellular component (GO): plasma membrane
Molecular function (GO): ATP binding; protein binding; protein kinase activity
Source: RefSeq, a predicted model, not a curated record
AAAUGCCAGACUCUAUUUUGUCUCACUUCCUCAAUUAUUAGUCUUCCUUAAGUAUAGACCAAGAUGAGAAGGGUCUUUCUCUGUCCUUCUCCUCCUUCAACGCCCGCCAUGUCGGCGACUGGUUUUCCCCGGCGACGAGUCUCUCGCCGGUUAUCUUUUCCACCUCUCUUCCUUUUCUUCUUCCUAUCUCUUUUCUGUGUCAGCCAAUCAGACGAUCUUGAUAUCCUGAUGAAAUUCAAGGCUGCGUUUCAGAAAUCCAACACUCAUGUCUUCGAUUCAUGGACGUCAAACAAUAACCCUUGCAAUUUCACCGGAGUUUACUGCAACUCUGGGGGAUCGGUAAUUAGUAUUGAACUGGGUAACAGAAAUCUGGUUGGAGUUCUUCCUGUUGAUUCUCUCUGCCAACUUCAAUCCCUGCAGAAAUUGGAUCUCGGAUUGAACUUCCUGUAUGGAACUAUUGCAGACGGUUUGAGGAAUUGCAGUCACUUGCGCUACUUAAAUCUCGAGUCUAAUUCCUUCUUAGGAGCAGUCCCUGAUUUGUCCACUCUCACACAGUUAGAGCUCCUGUGUUUGAAUAACAGUGGGUUAUCUGGUCCUUUUCCAUGGAGUUCAUUGGCGAACAUGACAAAUCUAGCCCUUUUGAGUGUUGGGGAUAAUAUCUUCGACAGGGCUCCAUUCCCUAUGGAGGUUUUGAAGCUGAAGAAAUUGUAUUGGCUGUAUCUCACAAAUUGCAGCAUCGAAGGAGAGAUUCCAAAGGGUAUCGGGAAUCUCACAGGGCUCAUCAACCUAGAACUCGCUUACAAUUUUCUAUCUGGCGAGAUUCCGGCAGAUAUCGUGAAGCUUACGAAGCUGUGGCAACUGGAGCUGUAUAGUAACGAACUGACCGGGAAAUUCCCACCUGGAUUCGGAAACCUCACCAGUCUCAAUAACUUGGACGCCUCAGGUAAUCAUCUCGAAGGUGACCUCUCAGAACUGAGAUCCUUAACCCAGCUUGUCUCUCUACAGCUCUUCGACAAUCAAUUCUCAGGUGGGGUCCCAGAGGAAUUCGGAGAUUUCAAGCAUCUUGUGAACCUCUCGCUCUACAACAAUCAGUUCACCGGCCCUCUCCCUCAGAAACUUGGGUCUUGGGCAGACUUCGAUUUCAUCGAUGUCUCCGAGAACUAUUUGACAGGUCCGAUUCCGCCGGAGAUGUGUAAGAACGGCAAGAUGAGGGGAUUGCUCAUGUUGCAGAACAAUUUCACUGGACAAAUCCCAGCCAACUAUGCGAAUUGUACCUCAAUGGUUCGCUUUCGGGUGAACAUCAACUCUCUUUCCGGUACCGUACCUGCAGGGUUGUGGGGUUUGCCGAAUGUCUACAUCAUCGAUCUCACCAUGAACCAAUUCGAAGGUCCUCUGACAUCUGAAAUUGCAAACGCCAAAUCCCUCGGUCAGUUAUCCCUAGGAAGCAAUAGAUUUUCCGGGAACUUACCCUCCGAAAUCACAGAAGCAUCUUUUCUGGGUUCGAUCGACUUGAGCUCUAAUGAGAUUUCCGGCGAGAUACCGUCGAGUAUCGGAGAGCUACAGAAUCUCAAUCGUCUAUAUUUACAGAACAACCAACUCUCUGGAUCGAUCCCGAUCUCUUUAGGCUCAUGCAAGUCUCUCAAUGAGAUAAACUUAGCAGCAAAUUCACUCUCAGGUUCUAUUCCUUCGUCUCUGGGUUCAUUACCGUCGCUCAAUUCGUUAAACCUAUCGGACAACGAGCUCUCGGGACAAAUCCCUUCGAGUUUAUCAUCCCCGAAGCUAAGCCUCCUCGACUUGUCCAACAACCAGUUAAGCGGUUCAAUACCGCAGUCACUCUCUAUAAACGCAUAUAACGGUAGCUUCGCCGGAAACCCCGGUCUCUGUAGCUCGAAGAUCAAUUAUUUCCGGCGUUGUUCAUCGGAUUCCCGAAAAGUGGCGAUCGGAACGAUUGUAUCUUGCUUCGUAGUGGGAGCAGCCGUAUUGGUGGUCUCAGUGGGUUGCUUCUUUUUCCUGAAGAAGAAGCAGAAAGAAAAUCAGGACCUUACAUUGUGGAGGGAUUCUUCUUGGGAUGUGAAAUCGUUCCAUGUGAUGAGCUUCAACGAACACGAUAUAUUGGAUUCGAUCAAACAGGAGAAUUUGAUCGGGAAAGGUGGGUCCGGCAACGUUUAUAAAGUGGUAGUGGGCGAUGGUAGAAAACUGGCAGUGAAACACAUAUGGAAUAAUAGUACAGAAUCAGGCGAUCGGAGAAGCAACAGGAGCAGCACGGCGAUGCUGAAGCGGAGGAGCGGAUUAGAGAAGGAGUUCGAGGCGGAGGUGGCGACGCUGAGUUCUAUACGCCACGUAAACGUGGUGAAGUUGUAUUGCAGUAUCACGAGCGAAGAUUCCAGUCUAUUGGUGUACGAGUACUUGCCCAACGGGAGCUUAUGGGACCGUCUGCACACGUGUCAGAAGGUGGAGAUGGAUUGGGAGGCGCGUUACGAGAUCGCUGUGGGGGCAGCCAUGGGGUUGGAGUAUCUGCACCACGGGUGCGAGAGGCCGGUGAUACACCGUGACGUGAAGUCUAGCAACAUAUUACUAGACGAGUUCUUGAAGCCCCGAAUCGCCGAUUUCGGACUCGCCAAGAUCGUUCAGGCGAGCGGCGCCACCAAAGACUCGUCUUCCACCCCUGUCAUCGCCGGCACUCACGGUUACAUCGCCCCUGAGUACGCGUACACGAGCAAAGUGAAUGAGAAGAGCGAUGUGUACAGCUUCGGGGUGGUGUUAAUGGAGCUGGUGACAGGGAAGAGGCCACUGGAGCCGGAAUUCGGAGACAACAAGGACAUAGUUUACUGGGUGAACGGAAGGGUUGGAAGCAGAGAGCGCGUGAUGGGGAUGGUGGAUCCAAACAUAUCUGAGUUCAAGGAAGACGCUGUGAAGGUGUUGAAGAUUGCGACGCUGUGUACGGCGAGGCUACCGACGGUUAGGCCGUCCAUGAGAACGGUGGUUCAGAUGUUGGAGGACGCUGAGCCUUGCAAACUCAUUAGCAUUGCCGUCACAAAAGAAGAUGACCAUUGCUCUAAUACUACUAGUACCAUUUUCAGUAAAAAUUACAGUAGUAAGAAAAAGAGAGUAUUAGUGGAUUAA